Messenger RNA from Syngnathoides biaculeatus (alligator pipefish), 2761 nucleotides. It is a transcript of the gene acot11b, whose product is annotated as acyl-CoA thioesterase 11b. The coding region runs from base 309 to 1997 and encodes 562 amino acids. The record is from RefSeq and is a predicted model, not a curated record. Gene Ontology annotation, cellular component: extracellular exosome. Gene Ontology annotation, molecular function: lipid binding; thiolester hydrolase activity. Lineage: Eukaryota; Metazoa; Chordata; Actinopteri; Syngnathiformes; Syngnathidae. The transcript has 16 exons.
UCUCCCUCCCCCGUUUUCUGUUUCCCCCCCUUACUGGCGAGCGUGCUGAGCGAAAUACUUUUUGUGCAAGUGUGCGUGCGUGUUGUUGUUUUUUUUUUUUUAAGAAUGGGGAAAUGAAAAGGAACCUCCUUCCGGGUUGCCGUUUGCUCUUUCCUAGCCGGUUUUCCGCCUUUUCAAGGACUGUCAACUCACCUUCCGAAAACAGAAUCCCCCUUUUUCACUGCUGGGGUGUGUAAACUUUCGACUUCCAGUUUGACUGCACAUUUCCACACCGCCGUCUCGCGUCUGCGUCUGCGCAGCGGUGAGUCAUGACGUCGGAGGAGGGGGAUGGCGGCGGCGGCGUGGCGGUGGAGAUCGGCGAGGCGUACAGGAACCCCACGGAAGUGAAGAUGAGUCAGAUCGUGCUGCCUUGCCACUCCAAUCACUGCGGCGAGCUGAGCGCCGGCCAGCUGCUCAAGUGGAUGGACUCCACCGCCUGCCUGUCAGCCGAGCGACAUGCAGGCUGCUCCUGCGUCACCGCGUCUGUGGACGACAUCCAUUUUGAACACACCAUCGGGGUGGGAAACGUCGUCACCAUCAUAGCCAAGGUCAACAGAGCCUUCACAUCCAGUAUGGAGGUUGGCAUUAUGGUGACAUGCGAGGACCUCUACACUGACACUCACUGGAGGGUUUGUCAAGCAUUCGCCACCUUCGUGGCCAGGAGGACGGAAACGGGAAAGGUGCAGCUGAAGCCGCUGACGCCGCACACGCAAAUGGAGCAGAUGGAGUACAGCUUGGCGGCGGAGCGGAGGCGGAUGAGGCUCAUCCACGCCGAGAUCAUCACGGACCUGCUGAGCAGCAGCACGGCGCAGCUGGGAGAAUGCCAGGAGUACCAGGACGCCGUGCCCGCCGAGCGCACCCGAGUGGAGAGCGUGGAGCUGGUGCUGCCGCCCCACGCCAACCACCAAGUCAGCACCUUCGGGGGCCAGAUCAUGGCUUGGAUGGAGAACGUUGCCACCAUCUCGGCGAGUCGCUUGUGCAAUGCCCAUCCCACCCUGAGGAGCAUCGACAUGUUCCACUUCCGUGGGCCGUCCCACAUUGGCGACCGGCUGGUGCUGAAGUCUAUCGUGAACAAUGCCUUCAGGCACAGCAUGGAGGUGGGUGUGUGCGCUGAGGCCUACCAGGGUGACGAGCCUCAGCGUCAUAUAAAUAGCGCCUUUAUGACCUUCGAGGUCCUGGACGCUGAUCGGAAACCACGCACGCUGCCACGGAUACGGCCUGAGCCUGUGGACGGGAAACGGCGUUAUCAAGAAGCGAUCGCCAGGAAGAAGAUCCGCCUCGACAGGAAAUACAUCAUCUCGUGCAAGCAAACCGAAGCUCCCCUGUCGGUACCCUGGGAUCCGAGUAACCAGAUGUACCUGAGCUACAAUAACGUCUCUGCGCUGAAGCUAAUGGACACCGUAAACAACUGGGUGUUGACCUCGGAGAAAAACAACGUCAGGCUGUACACGCUGGAGGAGAACCAGAUGCUGUGCUUCAAAGUGGAGAUGAACGUGAGCGUCUCGGCCCAACAGACGUUCCACCUGCUGUCCGACCUCCGGAGGAGGAAAGAGUGGGACCGGCAUUAUCAGGCGUGCGAGGUGAUCAUGCAGGCGGACGAGGACGACACCAUUUACCGCGUCAAGACGCCCUCCGUCCGGAAAGGGGGCAAAGGCCAGGACUUUAUCUUGCUGGCAUCUUGUCGGAAACCGUGCGACGUCAGGGACCCGUAUCUGAUCGCUCUCCGCUCAGUCACGCUGCCCACUCACCCCCCGACUGCAGACUACGACAGGGGGGAGGUGCUCUGCGCCGGCUUCACGAUCUUGGAAGAGUCCGUCGCGGUCACCAAGGUUCUGCAGUUGUUUUUCUUUUCAAGUCACCUACUACAAUCAGGCCACACCAGGAGUUCUUCCCUACAUCUCUACGGACAUUGUGGGACUCUCCUCGUCGUUUUCCAGCGCUUUUUCUGCCUGCAGUGACUUCCUGGAGGCCAAUAAGAAGAAUUUGACCGAAAACGCAGACAAUGCGACCUCUCUGCAAAAGGAACCAUAGGACUGUAGUCUGUCUUUCACACUCAUGUUGUGUUCUUAGAUAGCACAGUGGCGCUUAGUCUUUAAAUCAAGGGUGUCAAACUCAUUUUUGUGUCGGGCCACAUUGUAGUCGGGGUUACCCCCAGAGGGCCGUUAUGACCGUGAAAGCAUAAAAAUCUUUAACCGCUUCGUCAUGUUCGCACAUGAAAUUUCUGGACUAGUUUUGGAAUCAGAAAUCAAUCAUUUGACAUUUUGGUACAGAUUUGACGUCGAUACGCAUGAUUUGCCUUUGCGGGCCACAUAAAAUCAUGUGGCGGGCCGGAUCCGGCCCCCGGGCCUUGAGUUUCGACACCUGCGCUUCAAAUGCAGUUUUGAAUGUUUUCACCUCAAAUUUGCGGGGAAAACGGACAAGGAAACGCAUUGCGUGGGAUGUGUAGUCGAGCCCGGCGUGUUUUAGGAGGAGGAAGCACAAUUAUUGUGAAGCCUCUCGUGGUUUUUAGGAAAAUUGACUGGAAGUCAGGAAAAAUAAAAUCGUGCAAUAAUGAAUAAUCCAUUAGAUUUUUAUUUUCCUAUUACGUUUUAUUUGGGGAAUUGCUGUAAUUAUUGCUUGUGAUUGUUUGUGUUUAAGCGUAAUUUGGCUUUAUAUUUUAAACUGCAAUGGCCCACUCAUUUACACGUGUUAAUAACACAAUAAUAAACAUUUUAUAGCAGGA